AUGGGCUAUCAUGGUCAGCAUUUUUUCUCUGAUACCGUCGUGCCCAGAAAGGCCCAGUUAGAGCAACUUCCUCUUAUCCUCCUCGUUGCUUGGCUCGCCUCGCCUCCGCAGAACGCUCCGCCCUCUCCAAUGGAGGCCACUGCCACACUCACGCUCUCUUCGUCUCCCGCCGGCGCCCGGCGCUCGCCGGCCAGGCCCACCGUGGCCUCCCUUCACCUCCGCCGCGUGCCCACUCUCUCAUUCCACCUCCGCGGGGCCCAAAGUCCCGCUGCCUUCCGCGCCCUCUCUUCCCCGUUCCCGGGAUGCAGGAGGAGGAGGCGGGGAAGCGGGAUGGUUGUGAGGGCGGAGAUGUUCGGGCAGCUCACCACCGGGCUGGAGUCCGCGUGGAACAAGCUGCGAGGCGUCGAUCGACUGACAAAGGAGAAUAUUGCUGAACCGAUGCGGGAUAUUAGAAGAGCACUUUUGGAGGCAGAUGUAAGUGUGCCAGUAGCAAGAAGUUUUAUCGAGUCUGUUACUGAAAAGGCUAUAGGCACUGAUGUGAUCCGGGGUGUCCAACCUGAGCAGCAGUUAGUGAAGGUUGUAAAUGAUGAACUUGUACAACUGAUGGGUGGAGAGGUAUCAGAUUUAGUAUUCGCAAAAACUGGCCCAACGGUUAUCCUAUUGGCAGGUCUGCAAGGUGUUGGGAAAACUACCGUCUGUGCUAAGCUUGCCUUCUAUCUGAAAAAGAUGGGGAAGAGUUGUAUGCUGGUUGCUGCAGAUGUUUACAGGCCUGCUGCUAUUGACCAACUCACUAUUCUGGGUAAAAAGGUUGGUGUACCAGUUUACUCAGAAGGAACGGAAGCAAAACCUUCAGAGAUUGCCAAGAAUGGUUUGAAAGAAGCAAAGAGCAAGAAGACCGAUGUAGUUAUAGUGGAUACUGCUGGAAGAUUGCAGGUAGAUAAAGCUAUGAUGAAUGAGUUGAAAGAAGUAAAGAAGGCAGUGAAGCCUACAGAAAUUCUUCUUGUGGUUGAUGCUAUGACUGGCCAAGAAGCUGCAGCAUUGGUCGGUGCCUUCAAUGUUGAAAUUGGUAUAACUGGUGCUAUACUGACAAAACUGGAUGGUGACUCCAGAGGUGGGGCAGCACUAAGUAUCAAAGAGGUGUCUGGAAAGCCCAUCAAGUUCAUAGGCCGUGGAGAACGUGUUGAGGAUCUUGAGCCUUUCUAUCCAGAUCGUAUGGCGCAGCGUAUCUUGGGAAUGGGAGAUGUACUUUCAUUUGUUGAGCAAGCACAGCAAGUGAUGAAUCAAGAAGAUGCUGAGGAAUUACAGAAGAAGAUUAUGAGUGCAAAGUUUAACUUCAAUGAUUUCUUGAAGCAAACAAAAGCUAUCGCGCAAAUGGGUUCGUUCAGUCGUAUAAUUGGCAUGAUUCCAGGCAUGAACAAGGUUACUCCAGCGCAAAUCCGUGAAGCUGAGAAAAACGUUAAGUUUAUGGAGUCAAUGAUCAAUGUGAUGACUGCUGAUGAAAGGGAAAGACCAGAGUUACUUGCUGAGUCACGCGAGAGAAGGAGAAGAGUGGCUAAGGACGCUGGAAAGACAGAACAGCAGGUGAGCCAACUAGUAUCGCAGCUUUUCCAAAUGCGCACUCGAAUGCAGAAGAUGAUGGCUGGCAUGCAAGGAAAAGAUACACCCGACAUGGAAAAUCUCGCGGAGUCCAUCAAAGCGGAAGAACAGGCUGCCGUGGCUACUGGUAAGCGCAGGAGGAAGUACGGCAACCUGAGGCAGCGGGAUCUGGACUCGAUGCGCGGUUACCGCAGAUGA
This is a messenger RNA of Triticum turgidum subsp. durum (durum wheat), 1794 nucleotides long. NCBI's taxonomy places the organism in Eukaryota, Viridiplantae, Streptophyta, Magnoliopsida, Poales, Poaceae. The record is from the annotation of a GenBank genome assembly.